Argentina anserina (silverweed cinquefoil) is the source of this 1630-nucleotide messenger RNA. RefSeq names its product RGG repeats nuclear RNA binding protein A. Gene Ontology annotation, cellular component: cytoplasm; nucleus. The coding region runs from base 190 to 1359 and encodes 389 amino acids. NCBI's taxonomy places the organism in Eukaryota, Viridiplantae, Streptophyta, Magnoliopsida, Rosales, Rosaceae. Gene Ontology annotation, molecular function: mRNA binding. The transcript has 7 exons. The record is from RefSeq and is a predicted model, not a curated record.
UUGUUCUGCUCUUGCGGCUAGGGUUUAUCUCUUUCCCUCUCUCUCUGUCUCUCAAGCCCCAAAAGCAUCAAUCUUUCAGAUCGAUUUCAGUCCCUUAACUCUUUAAAGCCCCAACGUAUCAAUGGAGUUGUUAUUGAGCUAGGUAGUCAGAAUCUCAGGAAGGAUAUUUUGGGUAUUUUAGGUGAGAACAUGGCGAGCCUCAACCCCUUUGAUUUGUUGGGCGACGAUGACGCCGAGGACCCAUCGCUGCUCGUGGCCGCUCAGCAACAGAAGCUUGCUGCCGCCGGGCCCAAGAAAGCCCAGCCCACCAAGCCCGGCGUGGAUACCAAGCCGGCCAAGCUGCCUUCCAAGCCUGCACCUCCUACUCAGGCUGUGAGGGAAUCAAAGAACGAAGCUAGUCGAGGUGGCCGUGGUGGUGGACGUGGAUAUGGAUACGGUCGUGGCCGUGGUGGCGGCGGCUACAAUCGUGAUUCAGCCAAUAAUGAGAACAACAGUGGGUACAACCGGGACUCAGUCCCUGCCGGUCAGGGUGCUUUUGAGGAUUCACCUAAAAGGCGGUUCUCUGGUGGAGACGGUGAUGGAAAGCCAUCUGAAAGGCGUGGGUAUGGGGGAGAUGGUGAUGGGAAAACUACUGAAAGGCGCAGCUAUGGUGGGCCCCGUGGCUCUUACCAUGGUGGCCACCGUGGUGGCUUUGGUGAUGGUGAAGUUGGUGAUGAGGAGCGCCUGCGGAGAAACUUUGAUCGUCGUAGUGGGACUGGACGCGGAAAUGAACUCAAACGCGAAGGUUCUGGUCGUGGAAACUGGGGAUCACAAACUGAUGAACUUCCUGAGGUGACUGAAGAGGGAGUCGAUGCAACUGAAAAGAAUCUGAGUGCUGAGAAACCUGUGGAGGAGGUGGAUGCAGCAGAUGGCAGAAAAUAUACUACUGCUAAGGAACCCGAAGAAAAGGAACCUGACGAGAAGGAAAUGACACUUGAGGAGUAUGAGAAGGUGCUUGAGGAGAAAAGGAAGGCCCUGCAGGCACUCAAGACUGAAGAGAGAAAGGUUGAUACUAAGGAAUUUGAAUCUCUGCAACAGCUUUCAAACAAGAAAGGAAAUGAUGAUAUCUUCAUUAAAUUGGGAUCCGAUAAGGACAAGAAGAAAGAAUCUGCUGAGAAGGAAGAAAAGGCCAAAAAGUCCGUCAGCAUCAAUGAGUUUUUGAAGCCAGCUGAAGGAGAAAGGUUCUCUUACCCAUCUCGUGGUCGUGACCGUGGUGGUCGUGCCUCAAAAGGAGGGCCUAGCAGCAACUACUCACGAAGCAGCGUGAAAGCGCCACCAAUUGAAGAUCCUUUUCAGUUUCCAACUUUGGGUGGCAACUAAGAUAGAGUGAGGGACCUUCAGUCCUGAUGACAUUUGAUGUUUGGCUUCAUUUCUUUAUGUUAAAGCAGGAAAUUGGCUAGAAUAAUUGGAUUUCCUGUUUUAAUUUUUGUGAGAAAAUUACUUAUUUUUAGUCUGUUCAUACGUUCCCAUGUAGUUUUAUUACCACCCACCCCCAUGGUGCUUGUUUUUGUGACAUUUCGGUCAUAUGAAAUGACUUAUUUGUAGACUAAUAUUUUUUCUUUAAAGUUUAAAUGGAUACUUGUUUGCAUAA